GAGAGAUCAUGGCAUAUUCUAUAAAUCCAGUGAAGGUAAAAAACAAUGUGCACUCACUCAAAUGCACACACACACACUGUAAUCAAUGCAUCGUAAGAUUCGCAUAAACAUACAAAAAAAGAAAAGAAAUUAAACCAAAGUGGGGAGACAAAUAUUCUGGCAAAAUAACUAGAAAAAUAAAUAAAAGUAGAAAGACAUAAAAAUAGCGUCGCACCUACUCUUCUUCUACACCUUUAGCAUAUCUUCUGUCUUCAUACCCCCCUUUACACUCUUUUCUUCAUCAUUUCUUCUUCUUUACAACUCUGAUUUCUCUCCAAUGGUGUAAAACUGCAAAACACUAAACUUCCUCUGCUUCUCUCUCUCUCUUCAGACCAGUUCCAAAGUGUCUUAAAGCUCAGUAAUAACUCCCUUGAAUGGCGGCGCGAAAGCUUGGGUCGUUGUUACGUCAACAUUUCUUCUCUCUCUUCUUUCUCUUCAUCGGUUGUUUCUUCUUCCCCAGAGGAGGCGACUUAAGACAGAAGAGGAGAAAGAAGAAGCUCAGAACGGUUACUUCCGGUUCAAGUUCCGGUUUAUCCUCUUCUUGGUCAUACCUAAAACGGGUUUUCCUAUCCACGACGAGGAUAUCUAAAUCCCGCAACCAAACACACCCUAACGGCCCGUUAACGACUCUGACAUCCGCCAGAUCAUCCCAAAACUCCCUCGUCACUCUCGUGCAACCCGACCCGGAAACCCGAACCGAAAACGGAUAUUCCGAUAUCUCCUCGUCGGAUUCUCCUCUCUUUCUCCCUCUCCGCAACAACGAGAUCUUCCCUUGCACAACCUGCGGCGAGAUAUUCCCCAAAACCACACUCCUCGAGCACCACAUCGCCGUCAAACACGCCGUCUCGGAGCUCGCCGCCGGCGAGUCGAGCACGAACAUCGUGAAGAUCAUAUUCAAAUCAGGCUGGCCGGAGCACGGCAACAAGAUCCCGGAGAUCCACCGGAUCCUGAAGAUCCACAACAGCCCCAAGAUCCUCGCGAGGUUCGAGGAGUAUCGCGAGUUCGUCAAGGCCAAAGCCUCUCGCGGCGGCGACGAACGUUGCGUCGUCGACGGGAACGAGCUCCUGAGAUUCUACUGCUCCACGUUCAUGUGCAACCUAGGGCAAAACGGUAAUUCCAAUCUCUGCGGGCAUCAGUACUGCAGCGUCUGCGGGAUCAUCGGAUCGGGAUUCUCGCCGAAGCUCGACGGGAUCGCGACGUUCGCGACGGGGUGGAGGGGACACGUGGCGGUUCCGGAGGAGGUGGAGGAGGAGUUUGGGUUUAUGAACGUGAAACGGGCCAUGCUGGUUUGUCGGGUGGUGGCGGGUCGGGUCGGGUGUGAUUUGAUUGCGGAUGAUGAUGACGUGGAAAAGAAUGGUGGAGGGUAUGAUUCUCUACUUGGGCAGGGGAGUGGGAGCAAGAGUGGGGCCCUGUUGAGGAUCGACGAUGAGGAGCUUCUCGUGUUUAAUCCGAGGGCUGUGCUUCCUUGUUUUGUGAUAAUCUAUACUGUGUAAGCUUGUGAGUUGUGAUCGUGUGUGUGUUUAUAUUUUUUAGUUACAGACUUGUGCGUGAGGUUUGGUUCAGAAGUAAUUGUGAAGUGUGAAACGCUUUUAGAUGAUAAAAAUGUUUGUGGUGGGUUUCAACAUGAUCCAAGCAUCUUUUUGAGAGGUUAUGUGAGAAAUUAAUCAUGGAUAUUUA
Molecule: messenger RNA, 1716 nt
Organism: Eruca vesicaria subsp. sativa (arugula)
Lineage: Eukaryota; Viridiplantae; Streptophyta; Magnoliopsida; Brassicales; Brassicaceae
Source: the annotation of a GenBank genome assembly